AUGGACGAUGACUUGAGUACUAAUGAUGUGAGAAUAAGCGUUCCAAUCGUUGCUGAAAUCAAUAUUUCUGAAAACUUAGUAGCAGAAGUUGUCAAUCCCAUUGACGUAGAAUUCACACCAAAAUUGAACGUGCAGUUUGACACUGAGGAGGAAGCAUGUGACUUUUACAAUGCUUAUGGGGGUAAAGUUGGAUUCAGUAUUCGUAAGGAUUAUGCAAAUAAAAGCCGUAAGACAGAUUUGAGAAUGAUAAUUGACUAUGGGCAUUUUGGAGACGUCAUCACAUUCGACACGACAUACAAGCUCGUCAAAAGCAAUCGUCCUUUUGCGGCUUUUCUUGGUUUGAAUCAUCAUCGAGAGACUGCUGUCUUUGGACUAGCAUUGAUGUAUGACGAGACUGCCAAUUCCUUUGCAUGGCUGUUUGAUUCAUUCUUGAAUGCAAUGUCAGGUAAAGUACCACAAACGAUUCUUACUGACCAAGAUGGUGCAAUGGUAAAGGCGUUGGCACAAGUUAUGCCGAGGAUAAGACAUUUACUUUGCACGUGGCACAUCAUGGCAAAUGCACAGAAGCAUGUAGGCACCAUUUUUAGGAAUGAUGGAGGGAUUAAAAGUGUGCUGAGUCAAUUCAUGUAUUGUUAUGAUGAUGAGGAUGAUUUUUAUAUACAAUGGGAUGUAAUGUUAAGGGAGUACAAUGUUGUUGGUAACACAUGGUUGAAUAAUUUGUUUGGUUUGAGAGAAAAAUGGGGUUAUCCAUUUGUUAAACAUUGGUUUACAGCUGGAAUACGGACAACGCAGCUGAGUGAAGGUCUAAAUAGCUGCUUGAAAGAGUACUUAACCAGGAAAAUGAGUAUUCCAGAUUUCUUCAUGCACCUUGACAGGCUAUUGUCAGACAAACGGUACAAGGAAUAUCAAGCUGAGUAUGGUUUACUCAGUAAGCUACCUAGACUUAAACAAAAUUGUCCCAUUCUAAAACAAGUGGGUAAUAUGUAUAUGUUGAAGAUUUUUAAACUUUUCCAGGACCAAUUCAUAGAAGCUUGUGUGGUUGCUACCAUGGAAGGAACAAGUUUAGAUGAAAAUGGAUUACGUGUUUUUAGAGUAUCUGUUCAUGAUGGUAGUAUGGAUCGGACUGUGACAAGGUGGGAUGAUGGCUUUCUAAGUUGUUCGUGCGGGAAAUAUGCAAUGAAGGGUAUUUUGUGCAGCCAUGUACUUAAAGUACUGAAAGACGACACUCAUUAUUUCAAAGAAUUACCUUAUAUGUAUAUACUAAAAAGGUGGACGAGAAAAGCUAAGGAUAACAGAAUACAAGACAUCCGUGGAUGUGAAGUUAUUGCUGAUCCUAAACUUGAAAAAUCAAACGGCAACAACAGUGUUGGUGCAGGGGUAAGUGGCAGUGGUACCGUGCCACCUAUUACAUAUGUACGUCUGAAUGGUUGUGACAUUCCUAGCGACACCACUUGGAUUUACAAAGAUCAUCACCCAUGUGCGCGUUUACAUUCAGAAACAAAUAUCGACCAAAUGACAUAUUGUCCUACCACUAACUUCAAUCAUCCCAUAACUCCACCAACUGAACAGGGGACUCCAUUUGUUUCGUAUCAUGAAUGCCGAUUCUCAGAUAAUCUUGAUGUUGAUCACACCAGUGGUGACCGUAAUUUGAUGCCAAUGUCGGAGGAGACAACAUCCGAGAUCAAUCCUCCAGCUUGGCAAAAGUUGUUUUGA
This is a messenger RNA of Cornus florida, 1713 nucleotides long. Its product is annotated as protein FAR1-RELATED SEQUENCE 5-like. Gene Ontology annotation, biological process: regulation of DNA-templated transcription. The transcript has 7 exons. NCBI's taxonomy places the organism in Eukaryota, Viridiplantae, Streptophyta, Magnoliopsida, Cornales, Cornaceae. Gene Ontology annotation, molecular function: zinc ion binding. Bases 1 to 1713 code for a protein of 570 amino acids. The record is from RefSeq and is a predicted model, not a curated record.